This is a messenger RNA of Orbicella faveolata, 754 nucleotides long. RefSeq lists its product as uncharacterized. Gene Ontology annotation, biological process: L-histidine biosynthetic process. The record is from RefSeq and is a predicted model, not a curated record. Gene Ontology annotation, molecular function: magnesium ion binding; ATP phosphoribosyltransferase activity. Gene Ontology annotation, cellular component: cytoplasm. Lineage: Eukaryota; Metazoa; Cnidaria; Anthozoa; Scleractinia; Merulinidae.
CCCUGCAUAGUAGUGGAGUCUUGGGGAAAAGUGCAUUUUGCUCGUAAAAUGGCUAGUAUUCAAGCAGAAUCGUCUACUGAAGAACAAUGUAACAGACUCCAUAUUAGUGAUGAGCAGCUUAAGAGGCGUAUGCUGAUGGCUGUUCCAAAGAAAGGGAGGCUUUAUGAUCAGUGUAUUAGACUGCUGGAAAGAGCUGGAAUAAAGUAUCACAAGAAAACGCGCUUGGAUUUGGCCUUGUGUACAUCCCUCAACAUGGCUCUUGUCUUUCUCCCAGCUGCAGACAUCGCUCUUUAUGUCAGUCAAGGAAGAAUUGACUUGGGGAUCACAGGACAGGAUGUUGUGGCAGAAAGUGGAGGAGAAGUUCAUGAACUUUUGAAGCUUGGUUUUGGCAAGUGUAAACUUGCAGUGCAGGCAACCACUACGUCAAGCAUUACAAGUGCAGAGGAACUUGUUGGUAUGAACAUCCAUUAUUCACUUGGAAACAAUUUGUUAUUAAUAGGACUUAAGUUAAACUAGUGCUUGUUUAGGAUUCACACAAUGAACACCCCAUUUUGAGAAGCUCACAUGUAUUUACUUGAUUGACAGUUUACACGUAUAGGAACCAGAAACUACUGAAAGUACCGGAAGUAUGUUUAUCUUGUAACAGUGUUGAGCUGAAAAUAAUAAUUAUCUGUUUUCAGUAACAUUUUUCAUUGAGAUUGUAAACAGUCUCCUUCUUGCAAAGAUCUUUAAUACAUGCUGUGAAUUAUAAUGU